AUGAGUAAAAGCGAUUAGUCUGUGAAUUGUACAACUUAAGAUUCUUUAAGCAUCAAUCUUGCUAAGGCAGAUGAUGAUCGUACUGUAAGCUCCUGCAGUACUUAUUCUGAUACCUCUAACUCAGGUUCAGGCAAUUCUUUUAUUGAAACUAAAAGACUAUGGAUGCUUCCUCUCAUUUCUAGCAUUACGUUUGGAGCUUUCUUUAAUGUUUAAUUUUAAUCAUUUAUUAAGCAGUAGCUUAUGGAUUAAAUGCAUAUGAACAACAAUGAUUACGCUUUGUUUGUACUUAUUCCCACUAUACCAAAUAUUCCUUUAGAUUUGGUUAUAGGUCCAAUUCUUGAUAUUAUUGGAGCUCGUUUGGGAAUCAUUAUAUCAACUGUUUUUGUAGCUAUUGGUCUCGCAAUUUGCAUGAUUUCUAUUAGUUGUCACUCUUUCGCAGGACUUAUAUUUGGAAAAUCACUCUUAUCUGUCGCUGCUGAAGCUCAAGGUAUCGGACAAGGCUGUGUAGCUGGAAAAUGGUUUACUCAAAAGGGUCUAGCAAUGGUAUUUACUGUCCUUAGUUUCCUUAACAAAGUUGCUAGCUCUUCUUCUGGUAUCAUUUAUCCUAAUCUUUAUAACUCUUCUGGUAGCGUUAUGACUCCUCUUGGAAUAGGAUUAGGAUGUAUUUUACUUACAAUUAUAGUUUCAGUAGGUAUUUAUAUUUUAGACAAAAGGGCAGAUGAAUAUGAACCAGCUAAAAAUAAUGAAAACUAGGUAGAAAAACCAAAGCUAUAGUUUAGUGAUAUUAAAAAAUAUGAUAAGAUGUUUUGGUUAAUUGCUUUGUAAUGUCCGCUUAUGUUUGGAGCAUUCUAUUCAUUCAUGAAUUACUUAUAGAGCAUCUUAAUUACCAAAUUUUUUAUUGAUAAAACGACUGCAAGUGAAUUGGUUUCAAUCCCAUACUGGAUUGCAAUGACAACUCCGAUAUUCGGUAUUUUAGCUGAUAAAUACGGAAAGAGACUUUAUUUCAUGUGUUGCACGACAUUUUUAUCUUUUCUUUCAGCUCUUAUUUUGCUCCUAGUUCCUACUGGUGAAAACUAUCCUGCUGUUUACAUUUCUUUAAUUAUAUUUGGUAUAUUUUUAAGCAUGAUGUGUUGCUUUUUAUAUCCAAACCUUCCUCUCCUCUCUGAAAAAUACUUAUUAAGUACUGCAUUUGCAAUUUGCUAUGCUACAAAAAAUGCAGGUACUGCUAUUUUGAAUUAUUUAGGAGGUUUGAUAAUGAAGAAUGACAACUCUGGAUAUAACAACUUCUUGAUAACAUUUUUGUUUAUAUAUUUAACAGCUUUUAUAAUUUCUAUCGGAAUCACAUUAUAUGAUCGUAAGCAUGGCGGAAUUAUUAAUUCCAAUACUCCUUAACGCUAUCUUGAAUAUAUCAAACAAAGAAGAAACUAAUAAGCCACAAAUACAAAUUGA
Tetrahymena thermophila SB210 is the source of this 1449-nucleotide messenger RNA. Its product is annotated as MFS transporter. Gene Ontology annotation, biological process: transmembrane transport. The transcript has a single exon. The record is from RefSeq and is a predicted model, not a curated record. Lineage: Eukaryota; Ciliophora; Oligohymenophorea; Hymenostomatida; Tetrahymenidae. Gene Ontology annotation, molecular function: transmembrane transporter activity.